AGUUGACGAGGCUCCCGGUGGCGGAUCGAAGGUGGUGGAACGGACGUGGCAGGGCAUUUCUGGAGAUGGAGGCAGCCGCUCUGGUCGCGUUGACCCUGAUCCUGGGAGCGCUGGUGCUUCUGGUGGCUCUGGCCGUCGGACGGAGGAAGGAGGAGAUUCGAGCGGAGCAGACGGCGGAGUUUGCCGCGAACGACGGUGCUGCCAAGGCUUCAGCCACAAAGAAACACAAGCAGGAGAAGCAGCGCGGCAGGAGAGAAAAGGCCGCUCAACACACGUUCAGUCAUCCUCUGUUGGCAGGGUCGCUCAAGAGCCACAGCGGGAAUGUGACCUCUCUGGACUUCAGCAGUAACGGGAAGUACCUGGCGUCCUGCGCGGACGACCGCACCGUCCGGAUCUGGAGCACCAAGGACUUCCUGGAUCGAGACCACAAGUGUCUGCGGGCAAACGUGGAGCUGGAUCACGCCACUCUGGUCAGCUUCAGCCCAGACUCCAGGGCCUUCAUCGCUUGGCUCGCCAAUGGAGACACCAUUCGCGUCUUCAAGAUGAGCAAGAAGGACGACGGCACCAUGGGCUUCAAAGCCGCUCCGGAAGAUUUUCCUCAGAAACACAAGGCCACUGUCAUCAACCUCUGCAUCGCUGAGACAGGCAAGUUCAUCAUGAGCGCCUCCGCUGACACCAGCAUCCACAUCUGGGACCUGAAGGGAGAAAUCCUGGCCUCCAUCAACACCAACCAGAUGAGCAACUCCUUCGCUGCCGUCUCCCCCUGUGGCCGGUUUGUGGGGUCCGCAGGUUUCACUCCGGACGUGAAAGUUUGGGAAGUGUGUUUCACCAAGAGCGGAGAGUUCAAGGAGGUGAUGCGAGCGUUUGACCUGAAGGGCCACCAGGCGGGCGUCCACGCCUUUGCCUUCUCCAACGACUCCAACAGAAUGGUGUCAGUCUCCAAAGAUGGCACGUGGAAGCUAUGGAACACGGAUGUGGAGUACAAAAAGCAGCAGGACCCGUACCUGCUGAAGACCGUGCCCUGCAGCACGUCGGAGGGCAGCCGCAUCGCCCUGUCCCCUGACGGCAGGGUGGUGGCCCUCAGCAGCGGCAGCAACAUCGCCAUGUACAGCGCCGUCAGCGGCCAGCUGGAGGAGGAGAUGCUCGCCGUCCACAGCGAGGACAUCACCGACCUCAAGUUUGACAUUAACGGCCGCUUCUUGGUCAGCUGCGGCGACAAGGCCAUCCGAGUCUUUCACAACGCUCCGGGUUACCGGGCCGCCAUCGCCGACAUGCAGGACAUGCUGAAGAAGUCCAAGAACGAGGGAGUCAGACAGAGACUGCAGCAGCAGAUCGACGACGCACAGAGUUCGCUGGACAAGGUGCUGGCUGUGAACGGAAAAUGAAGCUCACCCGACCCACUCCCUCUGCUGUUUUAAUAAAGACCUUUUUUAUGCUGAACUACUUUGCUUUAUUUUUUCUGGCUGUUGCUUCACUGUGGAGAAGACUUCCUCUCGCUUCAAGGAUGAACGCUGCUCUAACUUCAGCUGGUGAUGCAUCUGGAGGGUUGUCAACAAAGGAAACCAAAUACGUUCAUGGACUUAGUCACGGUAGUCGACUUAAUUUAAUUUUUUUAACCACUCGUUGGAAGUGUUUGAUAAUACUUCUGCAUGGUGCCUUGUUGUCGACCAUUUCUUUUAGUUCUAGAUGUCCAGACAGACCUUGUAAUCUGAUGCAUU
Synchiropus splendidus (mandarinfish) is the source of this 1718-nucleotide messenger RNA. It is a transcript of the gene tbl2, whose product is annotated as transducin beta like 2. Bases 66 to 1385 code for a protein of 439 amino acids. The record is from RefSeq and is a predicted model, not a curated record. The transcript is spliced from 7 exons. Gene Ontology annotation, cellular component: endoplasmic reticulum. Gene Ontology annotation, biological process: endoplasmic reticulum unfolded protein response. Gene Ontology annotation, molecular function: protein binding. Lineage: Eukaryota; Metazoa; Chordata; Actinopteri; Syngnathiformes; Callionymidae.